AUGUCAGCCUUUUUAGAUAUGGAAUUGCGCCUGAAGGAGUUAGAGUCGAUUCUUGGGCAGCCAAUAUUUCUGGCCAAGCACGCAGAAGAGAAACCGGAAUGUUUGCCUGAGCACAAGCGCGAGCACGAGGGGCCUGGAGUGGUACAGAAGCAAGAGGGGGAGAUUUUCUCCUCGAAGAAUACCAUCGAUCGUACGACGCCGCAAGAUGCUCUUGCAUUGCCUGAGUUUGAGGAGCUCGACGAGAUGGGCAAGUAUUCUGAUUCGGUCCCGUUUUCUCGGCUCAAAGCACAAGAUUUGAGCGAUGAAAAUAUGCCAUUCUGCCCGUGGAAGCUCGUCAAGAGCUACGCGGACUGCUACACCGGCAAGGGAAAUCGCGAGCGGGUUCGACCCUUCUUCAAUGAUGCCUUGAACAUCCGGGAUUGGGACUUCUUCUACAUCCGCGACACUCGCGACCCUAAAAAGGCGCAUCUGCUCGUCCCGACGAGGCAAAUCCAAAACUUCCUUGGCUUCAUCAACCGCAGCCUCAGUACCCAGCUUGCCGUUCCCAGAGGCCCGCCCGGACGUUCCUUUUACCUGCGCUUCACUGGCUGCGGACCGUUUCGCCCGCGCUACCUGCUGCACCAUGCGCGUGCCGCGCCCGCCGACGCUAUCACCGCGGCGGCGACGAGCAGCGGCUUCGACAUGGAGGACCCGCGUACGUGGCCCAAGGACGACGACGCCAACGAGAAUGCGCUCAACAGGCUCGAAACGGACGCGGGGGCGCUGCUCAACGCCAACAUGGCGCUGCUGCGCCGCGACCCAACCGAGCGCGCCAAGUUGACGGCGGGCGAGCGCUUCGAGCAGCGCAAGGAGCAGCGCAGCAAGGAGAUGCAGGCUAUGUUUCGCCAUCUCCAGCUGAAGAACGGCCUGAUUGAAAAGGAGUCGGACGUGGUGUUCUUCUGCGUCGACGUGGAAGCGCUUGAGACGGCGCCAGGCAUAAUCUCCGAGAUCGGCAUCGCCGUGCUCGACAUGCAGCGCGUGCGAGACGAGUCUCCCGGAAACCGAGGCAGAGAUUGGUGGCCGAUGAUUGAGGCACACCAUUUGCGCAUCAAGGAGUACGCAGGCUUGGUCAACUAUCGCUACGUCCAAGGCUGCCCAGAUCAUUUUCAAUUUGGCGAAAGCACGUUUCCGAGCAGGAGCGAGGCCCGCGAGGCCAUCCGGGCCAUCCUGCGCCCGUAUCUUGACCAGAACCGUCGCAUCGUUAUUGCCGGUCACGACGUGCGGCAGGAUGUCAACUACCUGGAGCACAUUGGCUUCGACCUCAAGCACGAGACAAAGUGUGCCGGCACGGUGGACUUGCAGGUGCUGUACCAGGUCUGGCAGAAGACGGACACGUCGCGCUCGCUAUCCACCGUGCUCGACGAGCUGGGCUUCGAGUACAGCUAUCUGCACAAUGCCGGCAACGACGCUGUGCAGACCCUACGCGCGGUGAUUGGCGUGACUUUUGCCGAGACAGAGGCCGAGUCGCCCGCCUAA
Messenger RNA from Beauveria bassiana ARSEF 2860, 1515 nucleotides. Its product is annotated as QDE-2-interacting protein. The coding region runs from base 1 to 1515 and encodes 504 amino acids. Gene Ontology annotation, cellular component: nucleus. NCBI's taxonomy places the organism in Eukaryota, Fungi, Ascomycota, Sordariomycetes, Hypocreales, Cordycipitaceae. The record is from RefSeq and is a predicted model, not a curated record. The transcript has 4 exons. Gene Ontology annotation, molecular function: nucleic acid binding.